AAAAGCUAGAGAGGAACAUAACAAACCAAACCUCCCUCCUCGUCUCUUUCUCUUCUCAACUAAACUCCUCUUCUCAGACCAAAGCACCCCAAAGUCACUCUUUUUUUUAUGCAUUAGCGCAAAUGGAAGACUCUGAGAAACUGACGGCUUUGAAGAAAGCCUAUGCGGAGAUAAUACUCAACACGGCAAAAGAAUCGGCGGCGCGUAUUAUGGUGUCAGAGAGGAAAGCACUUCGUUUUCAGCAGGAGCUUUCUUCGACUAAAGAAGAGGCGCUUCGGAUGCUCUUGAGGAUCAAACAGAUGUUGGAUUCUAAGGUUACUGAAGCAGAGAUGACGUCCUUGAGCCAACAGAAGAAAAUUGAAGAGCUUGAAGCACAGCUCCAGGAAGCUGAGGAUAUAGUAAGAGACCUAAGAGAAGAAUUGAGAGAAGUGCAGGCAGAGUUGGAGAAGGUGACAGAAAACCAACAGCAGCCUUUGGAUGAACAAAAUUUAGAGGGUGAUACUGCUAUUCAUGAAGAAAUACCACAAGAGAAUAGACUCAUGACGUCUGGGUCUAUAUUUUCCAUACCUGAUUCACAACAUGAACCAGCCACAGCAUCUGGCAUGAAGAGCUUGACUUCUAACAGGACAUAUGAGGACAAUAAGUGCUAUGGUGCAAAUGAUUCACAUAUGGAUAAUAGUUAUCUUCCUAACCCUUAUUUUGCCUCCAUAGUAAUGAGAAGCAAAGAACCUGAGCUGUACAGAAAUGGAUGCACCCAGAGAAUUCGUGCAUUUGAAAAAUACCUCUUGGAUGAAAAGUUGUCAUUUUCUGUACAAGUAGAUGAUGUGAAAAAUGAAGCAUUUACCAGAGGAGAUGAGGAAGUUAAAGGGUUGUAUAAGACAUCUAUGCAUAAGGCUGACAAUAUGCUUGGAUUAGAAGAGACAAACCAAGAUGAACUUAAAGUAAUGCACUCAGAUAAUGAUCAUAUACAAGUGCAAGAUGCUAAAUCCUUUUGUAGAAAAAGAAGGAAAAGAGCUGGUAGAUAUAAGAAAUGUAAAGCUCCCUCAUUUAAACAAGGUAAUAGGAUAUGUGUAAUACCUACCCAUGAGGCUGAGAAUAGUGGAGUAGAAGAGAAGAACCUAGAUCAACUGAAAGUAACACAGGCAGACACAAGUGAUAUCCAAGGGCAGAUUGUUACGUCCUUUUGCAGGAAAAGAAAACGAGGAGCUAGAUAUAUAAAAAGAGACCCUUCCUCAUUUAUGUCUAUUGCUGAUCACCUCAUGGAAAAACCUCAAGUGUCUGACCUUUCUAGCUCCAAAACUUCUCCAGAUUCAGUUGAUAACAAUGAUGAAGCAGUAGAAGAUCCUUCUAAGAUAACUGAGAAUGAAGGUCAAAAGGAUCCAGUAUCCACUGUGGGCCCAGUUCUACCUUCAGAUGCAACUGGUACACAUUUGGGAUCCAUUGGCUUGACUCAAAAUGAUGUGGAUUUUCUGAAGCCUUGUAGUGUUGAAAACACAAUGAACAACGACACAGUACCAAUUAAUAAAUUGGAUAUGACAAUUCAGGAAAGUUUAUCAGCUGAGAAUUCAGAGGUUCAGGGUUGCAGAGCAGAUGUUGAGACAUUUGACGAGUCCUUAGUUAAUUCAGAUCUGAAAGCAUCAGAUUCAAACGAUGUGGUUAGUCAAACUGUAAAUAAUAGGUUUCUCAAGUACACAUUCCGAAGAAAACGCAAGAAGGAUUCUUUAAGCAGCCCUGAUUGGGAUUCAUCUCUUGACAAUGGAACUUUAAAUAUGAACACUGGGGACAAUCAGAAUGGUUCUCUGGAGCCACAGAAUACCUUGGUAGCAGAAUCAUCUCGAGACAGUCGGCGUCUAGCACAGGUUGCUCGUCAGCUUAUAUCUUUGUCUGGGAAGAAGUGGUGGCAGUAGAUCCCUGAAUAGUUUUGGAGAGGAAACCAAAUCCAGCUUCGCUGCAAUGAAAUUUUGGAGAGUUGUUUUGUAAAAAAAUCAGACCAACAGGCAUUCUCUUUAUCAAGGAAGAGCUAUAGAUCCCUGAAUAAUGCAUGAGCAUAAUAUAUCCAUUUAAAUUGUCAGUAUUGCUGUAUUUCUCUAGUCUUUCUCUUUUACAUAAUAUUAAAAUUUAAAAUAGCUUAAAUUGUAAUUGGCAUUGUUAUCAAGCUCGGGCCUAUUCUAUCUAAAAUGAUUGCAUUACAAUUUUAA
Molecule: messenger RNA, 2198 nt
Organism: Quercus lobata
Lineage: Eukaryota; Viridiplantae; Streptophyta; Magnoliopsida; Fagales; Fagaceae
Exons: 4
Coding region: 123-1907 (594 amino acids)
Source: RefSeq, a predicted model, not a curated record